AUGUGGCCCGGCGGGCGCGGGCGUCAGGCACACCGCGCUGAGCGGCGAGUGGAGCCAGAUCCAGUAGCAGUGUUAGAGGAAAGUUGCAGUAAAUAUGGGUCGACGGGCGCGGUCACACCGCGGCGAACCACGAGUGGGGGCAAAAUUAGUGAUAGGAUUGAGCACUGCGCUCGCCGGGGUCGCCGCUCGCCGCUCGCCGCUCGCUCGUGUGCUCGGAGCCGGCGCGCAGGCGCGGGCGCGCUCUCGGCCGGCGGCGGCGGCGGCGGCGGCGGCGGCGGCGGCGGCAGUCCGCGGCGGCGCCGACAGCACGCGGCCGCGACGCGGCUCCCGCGCCGCACAACUUUCCCGCGACAACUUCAGUCUCGCCGCGAGUGCAACCACAGGUGA
Messenger RNA from Cydia strobilella, 387 nucleotides. RefSeq names its product splicing factor U2AF 35 kDa subunit-like protein. The record is from RefSeq and is a predicted model, not a curated record. The transcript has 2 exons. NCBI's taxonomy places the organism in Eukaryota, Metazoa, Arthropoda, Insecta, Lepidoptera, Tortricidae. Bases 1 to 387 code for a protein of 128 amino acids.